GGUGUCACGUCACUAUGUUAAUGCCAGUCUCUGUGUACUGAAAUAGCCCUGCACUGCAGGGAUGUCAUUUAUAAAGGAGGCACAGUGACACCAAAGGAUUUUCUUAGCUUGUUUAUUGUGCUGGUAUGAAGGGAAUGUUUGAUCCGUAGACUUCGGAAAUACUACAGAAGAGCCGUUGUUUCUGGCCACUGACAUGCUGAAAUGAGCAUGCAGCAUUCCCGCUGCCUCCUCGCUGCAAUUAGACAAGCUACUGCACCCCCCUCCAUUUCUACUUUAAAUAACAAUAUGGCCUCAGAAGAACAUUGUUAAUUACCCAUGUGUUCUAUAGCAAAAGUGUUACACAGUACAACCUGCAAUUCUCUUUUUACAGAGAGUCUUCCCACCAUUGCUGAUGUGACUUACUUGUUGUUUUUAUGUCACAGGACUCAACACCUACUGGGGAGGUUGAUGUGGACUUCACCCUGCACACCCAGGUGGUCCUUCCUGGAGCAUGCUUGUGUCCUGCAAUGUCCCUACUCACAGACUGGCUGCUGCGCCACUCAGUGGUCAUGUGUCUGCUGCUGCACAGCCUGGUGCUAAUGACCUUCUGCUUCCACCAUGCUGCCACCAGUUGCUCCAAGAGCUGCUAUUGCUCUGAGAGCGAGAGCAACGGCAAGACGGUGCGCUGCAGCAACCUGCAGCUCACAGAGAUCCCACAGGACAUCCCCAAUGACACACGACGCAUCUACCUGGACUUCAAUCUCUUCACUACAGUCCCAACAAAUGCUUUUGCAGGUUUACCCCAUCUGGUUGAACUGGAUCUAUCACACAAUGAAUUAAGCCAGCUAGAACCAGGGGCGUUCCGAGGCCUGGGCUCCUCACUACAGUUUUUGGACCUUUCUUCCAACAAGUUAGUAAACUUUAACCCUGAGGCCUUUGAGGGCCUUCGGGCUCGCGCCAAUCUAACAAACAAUCCAUGGCACUGUGACUGCAACUUACAGAUGGCCAUGCCUCGUGUGGACCUGGAACCUGCAUCACUAACAGGCAUUGUGUGCCAGACUUCAGAUCCAGAGGAAAUAGGAGUUCAAGGACUUGCCUUCCUGUUGGCACCAGACAUAGACCUAUGUGUGGUGAUGAAGAGGACUACAGAUGUGGCCAUGCUGGUCGUCAUGUUUGGCUGGUUCACUAUGGUCAUCUCCUACCUGGUCUACUAUGUCAGGGCUAACCAGGAGGACGCCCGCAGACAUCUGGAGUACCUCAAGUCAUUGCCCAGCAGACAGGGCAAGUCUGAGGAGUCUUCCACCAUCAGUACUGUGGUAUAGGACUAAUGGAGCUAGACAUGGGGCCUGAAGUUGUAACCUACACCAAAACAGGAUGGAGCUGCAAGCUGCAAGUACACAGUCAUAUUAAGUCUCAGACAGUUUUGACCAUCUGAUGUCACAGAGUCAAGGUGGGCUACAAGACAUAUGCCUGCGCAAGAAAACCAGGCUGAUGCAACCUAGCCCAGAUGAAUAAUUCAUCUUUCAGCAGGCCCAUUAGGAGUUUUUGUUGGCUGAGCUGAUAGUCUAGUCUGUGCGGAGUAAAAGCAGCUGCGUGUUUUUGGCGAACUCCAAAUAUGGGAUACAAAUGGGAUUUAUCCAGUGGUGCGUGCACCUCGAUGAACCUCUUUCACAAACAGACAAUUCAGGAGACAACGUCAAACAGCAAUAUGAACAGUGGGGUAAAGGCAACACUAGAACGAGUUGGACCUUUGUGUACUGUUUUCCAUUAAAAUCAGUAUUACAGUAUUCACCAGUAUAUAACAAGUAAAAUGAGGUUUUCCAUUUAAA
Messenger RNA from Lates calcarifer (barramundi perch), 1808 nucleotides. RefSeq names its product leucine rich repeat containing 3Ca (gene lrrc3ca). Gene Ontology annotation, molecular function: protein binding. Lineage: Eukaryota; Metazoa; Chordata; Actinopteri; Centropomidae. Bases 414 to 1301 code for a protein of 295 amino acids. The record is from RefSeq and is a predicted model, not a curated record. The transcript has a single exon.